AUGGCUCCGGCUUCCAACGAAGAGCAGUUUAAAUUCCUCAUUAGCUGUAUCCGCUACAGCAACAAUGGCAAAGUAGACUUCGGCCAGGUUGCGAAAGAAUGCAAGAUUGUCAGCAAAGGAGCCGCAGCAAAGCGAUACGAGCGCAUGAUGCGAUCCCACGGCAUUGCUCCCAACGCGGCCACUAUCAAGCCUGCCCCCCGCAACCUCAAAUCUGAGCGGCAGCAAUCCCUCCCUUCCUCUUCGUCCCCAUCCGCGGCCAAGAAGCGCAAGACGGAAGGAUAUCUGGACGAGAAUACCACCGCCGACGAUGAUGAGGGCUUUGGCAUGGUCAAGCCCGAGCCCGCGGUCAUGAUCAAAGAGCAAUUCGUCGUCAAGGAGGAAGAGACACAUCGGCAGCAGCCAGGCCAGCUCAGUCUCGGCGACGCCGCGAACCUGAUGCAGUAUUACGAUACGCCUACCCGAUACAGUGGUGGUGACAGUGGUGGCGGCGAUGGUAGUGGUAGUGUUAGUGGUCAUGGUAAUGGCCAUGGGCUGGGGAUGGAUGAUGGCUACACCGGGGAGUAUACAGCUUCCCCGAGCUACGGUAUGAGUUCGUCCCCGUAUGGGCUGGCCUCCCACACCCACUCGCAUUCUCAGCCGCCACCGCAGGCAUACGACUUCGCCUCUCGCUCGCCCUACGGCAGUCCGGAGAUGGGCGCCGGCAUGGGUGGAAUGCAUUUGGGGGAGCCGCAGAAGGCUCCGUAUCAGUCGCUGAUGCAGUAUUCCUCGGAAGAUCAGGGAGGAGGAGGGGCAGGAGGAGGAGGAGGAGGACGGCGACAGGGAGCCCCUAUACAUGGUAGUUAUCUGAAUUGGAAAUUGGGAUUUGGAGUUCAUGAGAAUUCCUCAAUCUCAGGAUCCAAACUUUCAGGACAGCAGCACGUGAUCGCCGACUUCAUCGGCUCGUUCUACUUGGCAGAAAAGCACGAAGAUAGAGUAAACAUCCCCAAAGCAUUGCCCACGCCCAUUCCCACGCCUACGCCAGUGCUGGUAUCGCUUGCGAUCCUUUGGCAUAUAGCCUUGCGCCUCCGGGCUCCCUAUUGCGUGCGGCUCUUGGCGGAAUUCCAAAUGCCGAACCUCCCCCCACACCCACCAUACUCCGAAACGUACGUCCUCCCAAAAACGAAGUACGGAAUUCCUGUGACGGCGGACCAGUUCACGAACAAUGACUUCGACCACCGUGAUUUAGAUCCCGAUGGCACUCAAGGCGAAUGGUGGAAGAAGGUUUGGCAGGACGAGAAAGACAAGCAGCGCGCCUUGGCGCAGCGCGGAGACGCCCACCAGGAAGAUCACUCGGUCGAUAAGUAUCAGCAGUACCGUCCAACGAACGAAGAGCAGCGCAAGGAUUUUGAGGCUUGGUCAGCCGAAGCAGAGGAGCGCGACAAGAAGAAGGGGAUCGUUAAAAGACCGGAGGACGCUGUCGUUGUGGCCCGGGAAUCCAAGGUCAACACUGGAGUUACCUUACAGGAGUUUCUGACACAGGACCAAACUGGGCUACAAGGGCCAUCUGCAGCUGCGGGAGAUGGCUCCAGAGUAGAGAAGAAGAAAAGGUUCACUUUGGAACGGUGGCUGAAGAAGCUUCGAUAG
Molecule: messenger RNA, 1623 nt
Organism: Drepanopeziza brunnea f. sp. 'multigermtubi' MB_m1
Lineage: Eukaryota; Fungi; Ascomycota; Leotiomycetes; Helotiales; Drepanopezizaceae
Source: RefSeq, a predicted model, not a curated record